AUGGUGAACGUUUCCUGUCCCACCCUCGAAAAUGGGUACCUAUACGCGUUGACAUACGCUGGAGUCCCCGUACCUGCAGAAAACGUUGAACUCGUAUUUGCCAGCGCACAUACAGAAAACAAGAUCCCCGUUCUUGCCAGCACAUAUACAGGAAAAAAGGUCGCCGUCCUUGCCAGCACACAUACAGGAAGCAAGGUCCCCGUCCUUGCCAGCACAUAUACAGAAAACGUGGACCCCGUUCUUGCCAGCACAAAUACAGAAAACAAGGACCCCGUUCUUGCCAGCACCUAUACAGAAAACAAGGUCCCCGUUCUUGCCAGCACAUAUACAGAAAACGUGGACCCCGUCCUUGCCAGCAUAUAUACAGGAAACGUGGACCCCGUCCUUGCCAGCACACAUACAGAAAACGUGGACCCCGUCCUUGCCAGCACAUAUACAGGAAACGAGGACCCCGUCCUUGCCAGCACCUAUACAGAAAACAAGGUCCCCGUCCUUGCCAGCACACACACAGGAAACGUGGACCCCGUUCUUGCCAGCACACUAACAGAAAACGUGGACCCCGUCCUUGCCAGCAUAUAUACAGGAAACGUGGACCCCGUCCUUGCCAGCACCUAUACAGAAAACAAGGUCCCCGUUCUUGCCAGCACAAAUACAGAAAACGUGGACCCCGUCCUUGCCAGCACAUAUACAGGAAACGUGGACCCCGUCCUUGCCAGCACAUAUACAGAAAACAAGGUCCCCGUCCUUGCCAGCACACACACAGGAAACGUGGACCCCGUUCUUGCCAGCACAUAUACAGAAAACGUGGACCCCGUCCUUGCCAGCACACUUACAGGAAACGUGGACCCCGUCCUUGCUAGCGCCUAUACAGAAAACAAGGUCCCCGUCCUUGCCAGCACAUAUACAGAAAACAAGGUCCCCGUUCUUGCCAGCACAUAG
Haliotis rufescens (red abalone) is the source of this 939-nucleotide messenger RNA. RefSeq names its product pheromone-regulated protein PRM7-like. The coding region runs from base 1 to 939 and encodes 312 amino acids. The record is from RefSeq and is a predicted model, not a curated record. NCBI's taxonomy places the organism in Eukaryota, Metazoa, Mollusca, Gastropoda, Lepetellida, Haliotidae. The transcript has a single exon.